Arachis stenosperma is the source of this 7352-nucleotide messenger RNA. RefSeq names its product glutamate synthase [NADH], amyloplastic. Lineage: Eukaryota; Viridiplantae; Streptophyta; Magnoliopsida; Fabales; Fabaceae. The coding region runs from base 425 to 7018 and encodes 2197 amino acids. The transcript has 22 exons. Gene Ontology annotation, molecular function: iron ion binding; iron-sulfur cluster binding; FMN binding. The record is from RefSeq and is a predicted model, not a curated record.
CAAUACUAAACAGCUCCUUGAAGCGGCGCUGUUUUCUCCCCUUUCUGCUUUCUGUCUGUUUCUUCCGAUUCAGCCUCUUUCCAAAGCGGUCUUCUCACUUCUGUCCUGUCCAGAAUUAAACAGAAGCCUUCAAUUAACAACUUCCCUCCUUUUUGUUCACGCAUACAAGUACCAUUUUCAUCUUCGAUUAAAUCUGGUCCUUUAAUCCCAGAUCUGUAAUCUGUCACAUAUAUUGCCAAAAAACUCUGAUCCGAUCCAAUCCAAUCAUUCAUUUUUACUUAUUUUAUUUUAUAUUUUCUCCCAUAAGCAACAAGAGUUCCAUACAUAGUUAAAUACUUAAAACUCUUCCAACAUAAGUAAACAGUAGAACACUCCACUUGAUAACUAUCUAAGUCUUCAAUAAAAAAAAAAUAAAUUGAAUCAAAUGUCAAAGUCACUCUCGCUAACGUCCUCGUCUCUCAACAACCCUCAGCUGAAUGGUUUUCGAAAACGCAACAAUUCCCCACAGGGUCGGCUGGUGAGCCUCUCCGUCAAUCGGAGCAAAACAUUCACACUAUGCUCUGCUCCGGGGGACAAGAAGAGGUUUUUCGGCCCGCGGCUGCGAUCAAGCGGGUCUGAGAGGAUCCGCUUGUGGCAGUUUGGUGGGCCGGGCUGGUUACCGAAGGUGACAGUCCGGUCCGCAUUCUCGGCGGUGCCGGAGAAGCCGUUGGGGCUCUAUGAUCCCAAAAUGGAUAAGGACUCGUGCGGGGUUGGGUUCGUUGCUGAAUUGUCUGGUCAAAGUAGCCGCAAAACUGUAACAGAUGCGUUAGAGAUGUUGGUGAGAAUGACGCAUAGAGGUGCUUGCGGGUGCGAGGCCAACACUGGUGAUGGAGCAGGGAUUCUUGUGGCUCUGCCUCAUGAUUUUUACAAGGAGGUUGUGGAGUUUGAGCUUCCCCCCCAAGGAAAAUAUGCAGUUGGCAUGCUUUUCUUGCCUAAAUCUGAUAUUCGUAGGAAAGAAAGCAAAAAUAUAUUUCAAAAGGUUGCGGAGAGUCUGGGGCACUCAGUUAUUGGUUGGCGCUCCGUUCCCACAGACAACACAGGAUUGGGCAAAUCAGCUGUACAGACUGAACCGGUGAUUGAGCAAGUGUUUCUUACUCCAAGUGCUCAAUCAAAAGUUGAUUUGGAAAGACAGAUGUACAUAUUAAGGAAGCUUAGCAUGGCCGCUAUUACAUCUGCCUUGAACCUCCAAAAUGACGGCAUUGCUGAUUUCUAUAUCUGUUCACUUUCGUCAAGGACUGUUGUUUACAAAGGUCAGCUAACACCAGCUCAACUGAGGGAAUAUUAUUUUGCGGACCUAGGCAAUGAAAGGUUUACGAGCUACAUGGCCCUGAUACAUUCACGGUUUUCUACAAAUACCUUCCCUAGCUGGGAUCGUGCUCAGCCUAUGCAAAUAUUGGGACACAAUGGAGAGAUCAACACUCUAAGAGGCAAUGUCAACUGGAUGAAGGCGCGUGAGGGGUUACUGAAGUGCAAGGCACUUGGUUUAACAGAGGAUGAAUUAAAGAAGCUUUUGCCCAUUGUCAAUGCAAAUUCAUCUGAUUCAGGAGCUUUUGAUGGCGUUCUUGAGUUUUUGGUUCAAUCUGGAAAAAGUCUUCCUGAAGCUGUUAUGAUGAUGAUUCCUGAGGCAUGGCAAAACGAUAAAAACAUGGAUCCUCAACGUAAAGCAUUUUAUGAAUACUAUUCAGCUCUCAUGGAGCCAUGGGAUGGACCAGCUCUUAUAUCAUUUACUGAUGGUCACUAUCUUGGAGCUACACUGGAUAGGAAUGGACUGCGACCUGGCCGCUUCUAUGUUACUCACAGUGGACGAGUUAUAAUGGCAAGUGAAGUUGGAGUCGUAGACAUUCCUCCUGAAGAUGUGUGUAGGAAAGGAAGAUUAAAUCCUGGCAUGAUGCUUCUGGUAGAUUUUGAUAAGCACAUUGUUGUUGAUGAUGAUGCCUUAAAGGAACAGUAUUCGUUGGCAAGGCCCUAUGGGGAGUGGCUCAAAAGACAGAAGAUUGAACUCAAAGACAUAGUAGAUUCUGUUGAUGAAUCUGAAAGAGUUCCACCAACAAUCGCAGGAGUGGCUCCGCUCUCUAGUGAUGAUGUGGAUAUGGAAAAUAUGGGAAUUCAUGGUCUACUGGCUCCAUUGAAAGCUUUUGGAUAUACGGUUGAAUCAUUGGAAAUGUUAUUACUUCCUAUGGCAAAAGAUGGUGUAGAAGCCCUAGGGUCGAUGGGAAAUGAUACUCCAUUAGCUGUCAUGUCCAAUAGAGAAAAGCUCACUUUCGAGUACUUCAAGCAAAUGUUUGCUCAAGUGACAAAUCCUCCAAUUGAUCCUAUUCGUGAGAAAAUAGUUACUUCAAUGGAAUGUAUGGUUGGUCCAGAAGGUGAUCUGACACAAACAACAGAGGAACAAUGUCACCGCCUUUCACUAAAAAGUCCCCUUUUGACCAUUGAACAAAUGGAAGCGAUUAAAAAGAUGAAUUACAGAGGAUGGCGGAGCAAAGUUAUAGACAUAACUUACUCAAAGGAAUGUGGUAAGAGAGGAUUGGAAGAAGCAUUGGACAGGAUAUGUGCAGAAGCACAUGGUGCAAUUACUGAAGGCUACACAACCCUUGUUCUUUCUGAUAGAGCUUUCUCGAGGAAACAUGUUGCUGUGAGCUCCCUCCUGGCCGUUGGUGCUGUUCAUCAACAUCUUGUUAAAAGUCUUGAGCGCACUAGAGUUGCCUUAAUAGUUGAGUCUGCUGAACCACGUGAAGUGCACCAUUUCUGCACACUUGUCGGUUUUGGUGCUGAUGCUAUAUGCCCUUAUUUGGCUGUGGAGGCAAUAUGGAGACUCCAAGUUGAUGGAAGGAUCCCACCUAAAGCAAGUGGUCAGUUCUACUCAAAAGAUGAGUUGGUCAAGAAGUACUUUAAAGCAAGCAACUAUGGCAUGAUGAAGGUUCUUGCAAAGAUGGGAAUAUCAACUUUGGCCUCCUACAAAGGUGCUCAGAUUUUUGAAGCUCUGGGUCUUUCUUCAGAGGUGAUUGAAAAGUGCUUUGCUGGAACACCUAGUCGAGUUGAGGGUGCUACAUUUGAGAUGCUUGCUCGGGAUGCUCUACAACUGCAUGCAUUGGCAUUUCCUACUCGGGUUUUCUCUCCUGGAAGUGCUGAAGCUGUUGCGUUGCCCAAUCCCGGGGAUUAUCAUUGGAGGAAAGGUGGUGAAAUUCAUCUGAAUGAUCCGCUUGCAAUAGCAAAGCUUCAGGAGGCUGCCAGAACUAACAGUAUAGAUGCAUAUAAACAGUAUUCUAAGCUCAUUCACGAGUUGAAUAAAGCUUGCAAUUUGCGGGGAAUCCUGAAAUUCAAAGAGACAUCCACAAAGAUUCCCAUUGAUCAAGUGGAACCAGCCAGUGAAAUAGUUAAACGGUUUUGCACUGGGGCCAUGAGUUAUGGGUCAAUAUCAUUGGAGGCACACACAACAUUAGCAAUGGCUAUGAAUAAACUUGGAGGGAAAUCAAAUACAGGUGAGGGCGGUGAACAACCAUCUCGUAUGGAGCCUCUUCCUGAUGGUUCAAUGAAUCCCAAAAGGAGUGCCAUCAAACAAGUUGCUAGUGGAAGAUUUGGAGUCUCAAGUUACUACCUUACUAAUGCUGAUGAACUACAGAUAAAGAUGGCCCAGGGUGCAAAACCUGGUGAGGGAGGUGAACUUCCUGGCCACAAAGUUAUAGGAGACAUUGCCGUCACUAGAAAUUCAACUGCUGGAGUAGGACUUAUCAGUCCACCUCCCCAUCAUGAUAUUUAUUCAAUCGAAGACCUUGCGCAACUGAUUUAUGAUCUAAAGAAUGCCAACCCAUCUGCUCGAAUUAGCGUGAAGUUAGUUUCUGAAGCUGGAGUGGGGAUAAUUGCUAGCGGAGUUGUUAAAGGUCAUGCGGACCAUGUCUUGAUCUCAGGUCACGAUGGAGGUACAGGGGCAUCUAGAUGGACCGGCAUAAAGAAUGCUGGUUUGCCUUGGGAACUUGGCCUAGCUGAGACUCACCAGACAUUGGUUGCGAAUGACCUACGUGGUCGCACAGUUCUUCAAACUGAUGGCCAACUCAAAACAGGAAGAGAUGUGGCCAUAGCUGCUCUUCUUGGAGCAGAAGAGUUCGGUUUCAGCACUGCUCCACUCAUUACUCUUGGCUGUAUCAUGAUGCGGAAGUGUCACAAGAACACCUGUCCUGUUGGCAUUGCUACCCAAGAUCCAGUACUUAGAGAGAAGUUUGCCGGAGAACCUGAGCAUGUUAUUAACUUCUUUUUCAUGGUAGCUGAAGAGAUGAGAGAAAUUAUGUCUAACCUUGGGUUUAAAACUGUUGAUGAGAUGGUUGGCCGUUCAGAUAAGCUUGAAGUUGAUAAGGAAAUUGUUAAGAGCAAUGAGAAACUGGAAAACCUUGAUCUCUCUCUAUUGCUUAGACCUGCAGCUGAACUGCGACCGGGAGCUGCACAGUACUGUAUGCAAAAACAAGAUCAUGGCUUGGACAUGGCCUUGGAUAAUAAGCUCAUCAGUUUGUCCAAUGCUUCUUUGGAAAAGGGUCUCCCAGUAUACAUUGAAACUCCAAUACAGAAUGUAAACCGUGCUGUGGGAACUAUGCUUAGCCAUGAGGUUACUAAACGAUACCACUUAGCUGGUCUUCCAACUGGCACCAUCCAUAUCAGAUUUACUGGCAGUGCUGGCCAGAGCUUUGGUGCAUUCCUCUGUCCUGGAAUCACUUUGGAACUUGAAGGUGAUGGCAACGACUAUGUCGGUAAAGGAUUGUCAGGAGGAAAAAUUAUAGUUUAUCCUCCAAAAGGAAGCAACUUUGACCCUAAGGAGAACAUUGUAAUUGGUAAUGUGGCGCUGUACGGUGCAACCUGUGGUGAAGCAUAUUUCAAUGGGAUGGCAGCAGAAAGAUUUUGUGUGCGUAACUCCGGGGCUAAGGCAGUUGUGGAAGGGAUUGGUGAUCAUGGAUGUGAGUACAUGACUGGUGGGACUGUCGUUGUGCUUGGGAAAACUGGUAGAAAUUUUGCUGCUGGUAUGAGUGGUGGGAUUGCUUAUGUUCUUGAUGUGGAUGGAAAAUUCAAAUCUCGAUGCAACCCCGAGCUUGUAGAUUUGGACAAGGUUGAAGAGGAAGAGGAUAUUAUUACGCUAAGAAUGUUGAUACAGCAACAUCAACGGCACACAAAUAGCAUGCUUGCCAAAGAAGUUCUUGCUGAUUUUGAGAAUCUACUUCCUAAAUUCAUCAAGGUGUUCCCAAGGGAGUACAAGCGCGCUCUUGCAAAUAUGAAGUCUGAGCAGACCUCCAAUGAUACAGUAGAUGAUGAUGAAGCGCAGGCUGUUGAGAAGGAUGCAUUUGAAGAGCUUAAGAAACUGGCAACUUCAUCUGUGAAUGAGAAGCCAAGUCAGGCUGUAUCACCCAAGAGGCCAACUCAGGUUACUGAUGCCGUUAAACAUCGAGGUUUUGUUGCAUAUGAGCGUGAGGGUGUUCAGUAUCGGGAUCCUAAUCUUCGGAUGAAUGAUUGGAAGGAGGUGAUGGAAAAGAUGAAGCCUGGUCCCCUUUUGAAAACACAGUCUGCCCGAUGCAUGGACUGCGGUACUCCUUUCUGUCAUCAGGAGAAUUCUGGAUGUCCUCUUGGAAAUAAAAUACCAGAGUUUAACGAAUUAGUGUACCAAAAUAGAUGGCGGGAUGCAUUAGAAAGGCUUCUUGAAACAAAUAACUUUCCUGAAUUUACUGGUCGGGUGUGCCCUGCACCUUGUGAAGGUUCUUGUGUCCUUGGUAUUAUCGAAAAUCCGGUGUCUAUUAAAAGCAUUGAAUGUGCCAUCAUAGAUAAGGCUUUUGAGGAAGGUUGGAUGGUGCCACGACCUCCACUUAGGAGAACUGGGAAAAGGGUUGCCAUUAUUGGAAGUGGACCAGCUGGUCUAGCAGCUGCUGAUCAACUAAACAAAAUGGGCCAUACAAUAACAGUGUAUGAACGAGCUGAUAGGAUUGGAGGGCUUAUGAUGUAUGGGGUUCCCAACAUGAAAACUGACAAAGUUGAUAUAGUUCAACGGCGAGUCAACCUUAUGGCUGAGGAAGGAGUAACUUUUGUUGUGAAUGCUAACGUUGGACGUGAUCCUUUGUACUCUCUUGAUCGGAUUCGAGAGGAGAACGAUGCUAUUGUCUUGGCUGUUGGAGCCACAAAACCAAGAGAUCUUCCGGUGCCUGGACGUGAGCUCUCAGGAGUUCAUUUUGCCAUGGAGUUUCUUCAUGCGAACACUAAGAGCUUGCUUGAUAGCAAUCUUCAGGAUGGUAAUUACAUUUCUGCCAAGGGCAAGAAAGUUGUUGUCAUAGGUGGGGGUGACACUGGUACCGAUUGCAUAGGGACAUCCAUUCGUCAUGGUUGCAGUAGCAUUAUAAAUCUCGAACUUCUUCCUGAGCCACCUCGCACAAGAGCCCCAGGAAACCCUUGGCCUCAGUGGCCUCGCAUAUUCCGUGUAGAUUACGGGCACCAAGAAGCUGCUGCUAAAUUCGGGAAAGAUCCAAGAUCAUAUGAGGUACUGACAAAGCGUUUUGUUGGAGAUGAAAACGGAGUGGUGAAAGGACUUGAAUUGGUACGUGUCUGUUGGGAGAAGGAUCAAACUGGCAAGUUUCAAUUUAAAGAAAUUGAAGGCACUGAGGAGAUCAUUCAAGCUGACCUAGUUUUACUAGCCAUGGGCUUUCUUGGCCCUGAAUAUACAAUUGCAAAGAAGUUGGGUAUGGAGCAAGACAACCGGUCAAAUUUCAAGGCUGAUUAUGGUCGCUUCUCAACCAGUGUCAAAGGAGUGUUUGCAGCUGGCGAUUGUCGCCGGGGUCAAUCCCUGGUGGUAUGGGCUAUUUCAGAGGGACGACAAGCCGCGGCACAAGUUGACAAGUACCUCAUUAAAGAGGAAAAAGAGCACAAAGUUGUGGGGAGUAAGGAUGAACUAGUCAAGAGGCAACAAGACCUCAACAAGAAGCACCAGGACAGUAGCAAACACACAGUGAUGACCUAAGAAGUUACCGUGAGUUUUCGUGCUCUCAGAUGACUCAAUAAAAGCGCAUAGAAUAAAAAGAAAAGGAAGGUUCUUUACCUUGGGCAAUUUCUUGUGUGGCAAGUUGGUGAUCCAAAGUGGAAAAACAAUGAGAAAAAUAAAGGAGUGUAGUAUGUGUUACGAUAAGUAUGAAAUGAAUGACCAUGGGUGGCUCAUAUUUUCCAUGCUGAAAUGCUAUGUUACCAAAACUCUUGCAUUUAAUGAUACGUGGAAAAAUAAAUCUCAUUGCAUGUAUAAAUAGAGGUUAAACCUCAGUAAGAAACACACAGCAAUAAAAACUCAUAUAUUCCCUCUC